Messenger RNA from Bombus terrestris (buff-tailed bumblebee), 983 nucleotides. RefSeq lists its product as uncharacterized. Gene Ontology annotation, cellular component: mitochondrion; mitochondrial small ribosomal subunit. Gene Ontology annotation, biological process: mitochondrial translation. Lineage: Eukaryota; Metazoa; Arthropoda; Insecta; Hymenoptera; Apidae. Bases 80 to 661 code for a protein of 193 amino acids. The transcript is spliced from 2 exons. The record is from RefSeq and is a predicted model, not a curated record. Gene Ontology annotation, molecular function: structural constituent of ribosome.
UGGUGUAACAUUGACCGAUGGAACACAGAGACAGAAACCUAACCUCAUCUCUGUGAAGGAGAAAUUAAUCAAAACAACAAUGGUGAUAAAAUAUAUUGGUCGGACACAUACCUUUAAGGGCAAACCACUAUGGGAGAUAUUAGGAAAUUUGAAGAACCAUGGCGUAGGUAGAAUCGUAAUACGAAGUGCUCAACAAAAAUAUCCUGAAGCAUCUUACAUGAGGAUAAUGAAAGUUGUUGCCCUACCAGAUACUUCAAAACAUAUACAUGACCCACGGAAAGUGAUGGUAUUGGUGGAAAAAGUUUUCAGAGGUCAAAAAUCUCCUACGCUAGUACAGAUGGAUGGAGCAACCUAUAAACCAGAUUACGUGUUGAUUCCCAAGGAUCAAGAGGCAAAAUAUAUAAAUGAAACUAAAGUACCGGAGCUAAGACUCAUGCCACGAACAACUGACUUUCCUCCUCUUUUGAAAAAGAUAUUAAUAGAGAAGCAAGGAAAAGAUACUCCUGAUUUAAAACUAAAAAUUGUAUAUAGUACUUUAGGCAUUAAAAGUUACAGAGUUGCCGAAGAAGAUGAAACUCCUACGGUUGAUAUAAAAGUGGGAUUAGGAAACCCAGUAAGUCCUUGUUUAUACAACAAUACCAAGCAGAAGGAUGCAUCAUGAAUAUGAUUCAAUAUGUGCAUUGUUAUCUUGUAAUUUAAUAAUAAAGAUUAAGUAUUUUUUAAUUGGAAUUUCUCCAUAUGAUCUUAGAUUUAAAAUGUGCGUUUUUCAUUUAAUAUUCGCAUUGGAUUAUAUGUGUGCGCAAUCGACGACCGGUAUUUUUCACAACGAAUAAAAUCUUUGUCGAUUGUUUCAUGCUUUCUAUCGUCUUGUUUGUUAUCUACAAGCAAAUUAAAUCAAUUAAUAUCAUUAUCACUACAAAUCCGUAAUAAAACAUACCUAAAAGUCUUUGAAACUGUACAGAAUAAAUCUCCUUUUUGCCAAA